Messenger RNA from Zerene cesonia (dogface butterfly), 1230 nucleotides. RefSeq names its product clavesin-2-like. The transcript is spliced from 6 exons. The record is from RefSeq and is a predicted model, not a curated record. Lineage: Eukaryota; Metazoa; Arthropoda; Insecta; Lepidoptera; Pieridae. The coding region runs from base 203 to 1102 and encodes 299 amino acids. Gene Ontology annotation, molecular function: phosphatidylinositol bisphosphate binding. Gene Ontology annotation, cellular component: membrane.
GAUAACGCAUUCGUCUCGCGACUAUCUGAGAAGUGAACGUGUUUUUAAUUCCAAUUUCAAACACAACCUCUUUUAAUGAAACUGGUGAUUUAUAAAAAGAAUAAAAUACAUUGUCAGUGGUUUGGCAGUUUGUGAUGAAUGACAGUGUUUUUGGCGGGAAGGCUGGAUUUUUAUAAUGUAAUUGGAGCUGAAUACAAAGAAAAUGCCGUUCAUAGACAUCGCAUUCCAAGCUGAGAUCAGCAGGUUUGAAGACUCGGAGUUCGAAGAGGUAGCUCGGAGGAACUGCGGAGAAGACCCCGACACGAGAAAGCAGGCUAUUGAGGAGCUUAGAAGCAUGAUACUAGAGCGGGGCAUAUGUAACCCAAGACGUAUGGACGAUGCCUAUUUACUACGGUUUCUACGAUGUCGGCGUUUCAUCCCCGCCCUGACACAUAAAUUGAUGGUUCGAUAUGAGGACUUCCGUAGAAAGAAUUCUUAUCUCUACGACUGCAAUGCGUUUGGACUGCAGAGCGUGAAAGAUGUGUACGGAGGCACACUACCCGAUAGUCCUGAUAAUGGCAGGAUCACGCUUAUGAGGUUCGGUAGGUGGAAUGUAGAAGAAGUCCCUAUAGUAGACGUAGUACGGUGUGCGUUACUAAUGGACGAGAUAGCGGCGAUGCAGCCUCGCCUGCAGAUCCUGGGAGUCACCAUCAUUGUGGAUCUGGAAGGCCUGGGGAUGAGGCACGUGCGCCCUCUCACAAGGACGGUAGCUGGACAGAUUGUAGCUUUAAUGGGGGUGUCAUUCCCAAUCCACAUCCACGGCGUCCACGUGAUCAACUACAACUGGAUCCUCAGUAGCUUCUUCAGCCUUUUCAAGCAGUUCAUUCCAGCAGCCGCGUGGGCUCGUCUCCACUUCCAUGGCAACGACAUGUCCUCCCUCCACAAGCACAUUGAUCCGGUGUACCUUCCGCAGGAGUACGGAGGGAGGUGCCAGCACGUCAUCAGUACAGAGGAGUGGCUCCGCAAGAUCAACAUGUACAAGGACGAGUUCAUGGUGCAGGAGCUGAGGGCGCUGGGGUUCACGGUGGACGAUACCAAAAGUGAUGGGUGGAGCGAUAUGUAGUUUUCGAUAAAUUAACAAAGAGAAUGAAUGUUUUUAAACAUUUAGAAGAAUGAAUUAAAUAAACAAUAGCUUUUGCCCGUGAAUUGGCACCCGGAUUUGGAGUAGUUUAAUAGAUGAUAUUAUACAUA